AUGAAAGAUGAUAACUUCACGAUGUUGGCCUCAUUUCUGCUGGGCGUUCUGCAGCUGUUCACCCUAUUCGGCUUUGAUCUGAUUGCUUUUAUCGUCGAAUCGAUUGCCCAUUCAGUGCACAGUCGAUGUCCUGAUUGUUUGAUCGAAUUUGCUGGAUAUUAUGGUCAAAGUGUUCUCUAUUUUGUCUACACUUUCUCCAAUUUGAUCGCUCCUUGCAUUCUGCAUCUCUUGGGCAUCAAGAAAACAUUCGUCGCCGCAUCUGUUUGUUUCGCUAUCUACUGUGCUAGCUUUUUCCAUCUUCGAAAUUACCUUUAUUUCCCAGCGAGUAUCCUUGCUGGACUUGGGUUUGCAUUGUUUUACUGUGGCGGAGGUGCUUAUGCGGCAAAGCACUCAACAGAUCGAACCUUUUCGAGAAAUCAGUCAAUCACUUGGAUGUUGGCUAGCUCAAGCAUGGUCGUUUGCGGCAUCUUCAUGAUCUUUUCGGCUGAAACGGUGAAGGGAUUGGGUAUGGAAAUGGAAUCGCAAUCAAACAUUACAAGUAGCGCCUCUUAUCGUGAAUAUUCUGAUUUCGAGAUCAGAAUCUUGGCCAUUGGAACGUUGGCUGUCAGUGUUAUGGGAAUCAUAUUGGCUUGUUUGUUGCCAAGACGAGAAAUCAAAGGAUCUCUGUUUGAGAAAACCGAACCAGUCACAUCUUUUCGAAAGCAAUUGGGAAUGGUUGGAUGGGCUUUGAAACAAAAAGGAAUGCUCAAAAUGGUACCUUUCUUCCUGUUUACCGGCUUCUUCACGUCUUUUUGGCUAACCAUUUACCCGACAACGAUGACAUUCACCGAUUCAUUCGCAGAAUACUCAAAUUUAGUCGCCUAUAUUUGCAUGAGUUUGACGGCUGGAGAAUUGAUAAUCGGUUUUGUGAUCAGUUUCAUGAACAAGCGAAUCAAGGAUUUUGGAUUGGCGCCUUGUAUGGGAAUUGCUUGUGUCGUUUACGCAUUCACUUCUUUUCUCAUUCUUCUCUACGUGCCACCAGAGUCGAAUCUUCAUCCAACGAAAGAGAUCUCGUACAUGGAACCAAGCUUUUCAAUGGCGAUCUUCAUCGGUGUGCUUUGCGGUGUUGUUGACGGAGCAAUGCACAAUGUGAGAAUGACAGCCGCCGCAAAAGCUGUACCCACUCAACCAGCCAUCGCAUUUUGUCUCACCAAAUUUUAUCAAGCCUUAUCCUCGACUGCCUUCUACUAUUUGAGCUCGAUGCUGAACGUGUACAAAUUAGUAUCACUGAUGACGGUGAACUUGCUGAUAGGUUUACUUCUAUUUAUGUCUUUCUUAAAAGACUUGCGAAGGGUCUACACUGUGGAAUCAAUACCCGAAAAAACAAAAACACCAUGUCAACCG
Messenger RNA from Mesorhabditis belari, 1383 nucleotides. NCBI's taxonomy places the organism in Eukaryota, Metazoa, Nematoda, Chromadorea, Rhabditida, Rhabditidae. The record is from the annotation of a GenBank genome assembly.